Molecule: messenger RNA, 3152 nt
Organism: Myxocyprinus asiaticus (Chinese sucker)
Lineage: Eukaryota; Metazoa; Chordata; Actinopteri; Cypriniformes; Catostomidae
Product: mitogen-activated protein kinase 13-like
Exons: 12
Coding region: 346-1437 (363 amino acids)
Biological process (GO): intracellular signal transduction; protein phosphorylation
Cellular component (GO): cytoplasm; nucleus
Molecular function (GO): MAP kinase activity; ATP binding
Source: RefSeq, a predicted model, not a curated record
AAUAUUUGAAAUUAACAGCUAAAUUUUUCGAUAACAUCAAAUUACACUUAGUCUUUUUUCAAGAUUCAAGUUCUGGUGAUAUGGAAAUGACGCCAUACAGCAGUGUGUCAAUCAAAGCUGCAGUUUGAAUUCAAAAGUAGGCGUGUGCGGAGGAUUAUGACAUCAGCACCAGACAGAUCACAGCGAGCGAACACGAUGUUACAAAGUUUCAAUGGCUUGUGAUUUUGUGCGUCGAUGCUGUGUCCGUUCCGCGCGAAACACAACAGGAUAAACAGCUUUUUUUUUAUUUCGGCAAAUUCGUCCCUACGCACUGACCUUUUGGAGCUCGAAUGCAAAUAUCGCUGAAUGGAGUCACGGGUCGAAUUCAGCCGCGAGGAGAUAAACGGCACAAUAUGGGAAGUUCCUGAGAAGUACGUUUGCUUGAAGCAGAUCGGAACAGGAGCGUAUGGCUGUGUAUGCUCAGCCAUCAACAGUCAAACCAAAGAGAAGGUGGCCAUCAAGAAAUUACACCGGCCUUUUCAGUCGGAGAUCUUUGCCAAGAGAGCCUAUCGAGAACUAAGUCUCCUCAAGCAUAUGAAGCAUGAAAAUGUGAUUGGCCUGCUAGAUGUCUUCACUCCUGCCUUGAGACUGGACAACUUCCAAGACUUCUAUCUGGUGAUGCCAUACAUGUACAUGGAUCUCUCUAAAGUCAAGGGCCUCCUCUCAGAAGAACAUGUGCAGUUCCUGGUCUAUCAAAUGCUGUGCGGACUAAAGUACAUUCAUGGUGCUGGCAUCAUUCACAGGGACCUCAAACCAGGAAACCUGGCUGUGAACCAAGAUUUCGAGCUGAAGAUUUUGGAUUUUGGCUUGGCACGUCAUGCAGAAGCUGAGAUGACAGGUUACGUCGUGACGCGGUGGUACCGGGCCCCUGAGGUCAUUCUAAACUGGAUGCACUAUACGCAGACAGUGGAUAUCUGGUCUGUUGGCUGCAUCAUGGGUGAAAUGUUCAAUGGAAAAACACUCUUUAAAGGCAAAGACUACAUGGAUCAGUUGACUCAGAUAAUGAAAGUAACAGGGACACCUGGUCCAGAAUUCAUUGAGAAACUAGAAAGCCCAGAGGCAAAAAGCUACAUCAGAUCUCAGCCCCACUACCCACACAAAGAUUUUUCUGCAUUGUUUCCCAGAGCCAGUAAAAAAGCGGUAGAGCUGCUUGAGAAGAUGUUGGUGUUAGAUGCUGAUGCUCGACUCACUGCUAGUGGUGCAUUGGCACACAGUUUUUUUGAUGGCCUGAGGGACCCAGAAGACUGGACAGAGCCGAUGGCAUAUGAUGACAGCUAUGACAAUUCCACAUUGCCCUUAGAAGAAUGGAAACGUUUGUCAUUUAAAGAAGUGAGGACCUUUGUUCCGUUCCCAAGAAGAGACUCAAAGAGAAGAAACACACUCACCAUGUCUAAGUGAUAAUGUGCUCGACAUUAAUGGCGCACUGUAUUACAAUGGCACAAUUAGGCUUUCAGUCUCUGCCUUGGAACAGUUUAGAAUGUAUAUGCAUUUCUAAAAACUUGAUAUAAAUUGCAGUAUUUUGUAAAUGUGGUAUUUCUGGGCCUCUGGUGAAUGUGAACAUUUUAUUUUGAUAUAGUGGUAACUGUCCUUCAUUUAUUGCCAAUGUGCAUAUCACCUCAAAGGAGUUGAUUACCGCAAAAUGAAAAUUUUCUCAUCAAUUACUCACCCUCAUGCCAUCCCAGAUGUGUAUGACUUUUUUUUUCUUCUGCUAAACACAAAGAUUUUUAAAAGAAUAUCUCAGCUCUGUAGGUCCAUACAAUGCAAGUUAACAGGGUCCAAAACUUUGAAGUAAAAAAAGCAUAUAAAGGCAGCAUAAAAGUAACCCAUACAACUCCAGUGGUUAAAUCAGUGUCUUCAGUGAAGCAAUAUGAUAGGUGUGGGUGAGAAACGGAUCAGUAUUUGUUAAAAGUCCUUUUUUACUAUAAAUUCUGCUGCCUGCCCAGUAGGUGGAAGAAUUCUUAGGAGAAAAAAAGGACUUAAAUAUUGAUCUGUUUCUCACCCACACAUGUCAUAUCACUUUUGAAGACAUGGAUUUAACCACUGUAGUUGUACAGAUUACUUUUACGCUGACUUUAUGUGCUUUUUUGAGCUUUAAAUGAGAGGGAUGACGUAAGCUCGUUGGUAAGGUCACGCGUCAUGUGGAGUCAGGAAGCACGUCAUAGUUUACAAGAGAAACUUGUGCCAUUUACAAACCAAAACCAUCCAAAACAUUUUCAAAACAAUAUAAAAUAAGAUACAAAUAAUUUCCAAAUAAUAAACACUUCCUGACUCCUCCACGUGAUGCUUGGUAUAUAAGUAUAUAAGUAUUGUUUUGUUUCUAAAAAUAAUCAAUCGUUUGCAUUCAGAAGAACUUUAUUUGUCGACUGGUGUCGUAUGGAUUAUUUUGAUGCACCCUAAAUAUGCAUUUUGGACUGUCAAAAAAUGGAGGACAUUCACUUGCAUUGUUUAGAGGAGGAGGCCUGAAAUGAAAUCCUAAAAGUCUUAAAUUCUGUUUUGAUGAACAAAGAAACUCAGAUACAUCUUGGAUGGCCUGAGGGUAAGUAAAUUAUCAGCAAAUUUUCAUUUUUUGGUGAACUAUUCCUUUAAGUAUUAUGUAAGGUUAAAAUAAAUGCUCUAUACAUUAUCAUGUACUUUAGUGUUAUGGGUCAUAAAAGUAAAAAAAAAAAAAAAAACAUAUUUGACAUUUAGGAUACAUAAAUAUAUAUAGACCUAAUGUAGAUAGUAUACAGUAUUAAGAACUGCAAAAACAAUGCAUUGUUAAAUAUUACUGUGGUGACUAGUUGACUGAAUCUUUUUAACACUGCAAUCACUGUUUUAGACUUCAGUCAAACACUCAAAGAAAGCUUUAGUAUUGUGAGGUGUUUACUUGAUUAAGGCUCAGUUGGCUACCAUCAAAACCUUUGAAAGGUGUGACAGGAUGUUUUGAUUGGAGGAAAAUGUAAAUGAGGUGAUGAAAUGGGAGAACUGAGGGCACAUGAGGGGUUUAGUAGCACAACGGUGUGAAAUGUAGAGGCUCAAUCAGUCCUUUGGGUUUCUAAGGAGCCUGAUUUUAUCUAUGUUGUUGCAAAAUAUGGGAUCGUUUUUAACUGACAUAAAAGCCUAUGACUUCUGUG